This is a messenger RNA of Cyclopterus lumpus (lumpfish), 3336 nucleotides long. It is a transcript of the gene capn5b, whose product is annotated as calpain 5b. Gene Ontology annotation, biological process: proteolysis. Gene Ontology annotation, cellular component: cytoplasm. Gene Ontology annotation, molecular function: calcium-dependent cysteine-type endopeptidase activity. Lineage: Eukaryota; Metazoa; Chordata; Actinopteri; Perciformes; Cyclopteridae. The record is from RefSeq and is a predicted model, not a curated record.
AUGUUCACUUCAGUGAAGGCCUUCGACGGGCAGCAGUACUCCACCCUGAAGAGGCAGUGCUUGCAGAGUGGCCUGCUCUUUGAAGACCCCCGCUUCCCCGCCAUCGACGACUCGCUGUUCUACCAGGGGAACAGGAUCGGACGUGUGGUCUGGAAGAGGCCUCGGGAGCUGUGUGAGGACCCUCACCUGUUUGUGGAUGGCAUCAGCGCACACGACUUACAUCAGGGGCAGCUGGGUAACUGCUGGUUUGUAGCGGCGUGCUCCAGUCUGGCCUCCAGAGAGUCUCUGUGGCAAAAAGUCAUUCCCGACUGGAAGGAGCAGGAGUGGGAUACGGAGAAGCCAGAAUCGUACGCCGGGAUUUUCCACUUCCGCUUCUGGCGCUUCGGUGAGUGGGUGGACGUGGUGAUCGACGACCGUCUACCGACGGUGGACAACCAGCUGGUCUACUGCCACUCCAACGACAGCAACGAGUUCUGGAGCGCCAUGGUGGAGAAGGCCUAUGCCAAGGUUUAUGGCUGCUACGAGGGUUUGGACGGAGGAAACACGGCCGACGCGCUGGUGGAUUUCACGGGCGGUGUUUCAGAGCCCGUGGACCUGCUGGAGGGUCAGAUGGUGACUGAUGAGGUGGCCCGAAACCAGCUGUUUGAAAGAGUUCUCAAAGUCCACAACAGAGACGGUCUCAUCAGUUGCUCCAUCAGGGCGACCACGAUAGAGGACAUGGAGGCACGGCUGGACUGUGGCCUGGUCAAAGGUCAUGCCUACGCCGUGACGGACGUGCGGAAAGUGAGGCUAGGUCACGGACUGCUGGCCUUUUUCAAAUCCGAAAAGCUGCAGAUGAUCCGCAUGAGGAACCCCUGGGGAGAAAAGGAGUGGAGCGGCCCCUGGAGUGACAGUUCGGAGGAGUGGAACAAGGUGAGCAAGAGUGAGAGAGAGAAGCUCGGCGUCACCGUGCAGGACGACGGCGAGUUCUGGAUGACGUUCGAUGACUUCUGCCAGUACUUCACUGACAUUAUCCUGUGCCGCCUCAUCAACACCUCCUACCUGAGCAUCCACAAAACCUGGGAGGAGGAGGUGAUGAGGGGCUCCUGGGUCCACCGCCAGGACCCCCUUCGCAACCGGUCAGGAGGCUGCAUCAAUCACAAGGCCACUUUCCUGCAGAACCCCCAGUACGUGUUUGAUGUAAAGAAAGUGGAGGACGAGGUGCUGAUCUGCUUACAGCAGAAGGAGAAGAGAGCCACACCCAAAGAGGGCAAAGGGGAAAACCUCGCCAUAGGCUUUGAUAUUCACCGGGUGGAGCUAAAUCGUAAGUACCGUAUGCACUCAGCCCAGCAGAAAGUAGCGGGCUCCAUCUACAUCAACUCGCGCUGCGUCUUCCUCAGGAAGGAUCUGCAGGAGGGCCGUUACGUAAUCAUUCCCACAACCUUUGACCCCGGUCAGCAGGGCGACUUCCUGCUCCGCGUCUUCACUGAUGUGCCUUCAGACUGCAAAGAGCUGACUCUGGAUGACCCUCCUCAGACAUGUUGGACGGGGAUGUGUGGCUACCCUCAGCUGGUCACUCAGGUCCAUGUAAUGAAUGCUGAAGGCCUGCAGGGACAGGACACCAACGGAGAGCUUCACUGCCUCAAUCCCAAUAAGGAAAGACUUCUGAGCAAAGUACAAGCUUUAGACCCGUACGUGAUCAUCACCUGUGAAGGAGAGCGGGUUCGUUCGCCCGUUCAUAAGGACACGCGGUGCCCAAACUUCGACAUCAAAGGCCUGUUCUACCGCAAGAAACCCAAAGAGGGCAUCCACAUCGAGAUCUACAACAAGAACAUGAUCGUGGACACCUUCCUGGGUCAGGUGAUCCUGUUCAGCGACCCCAACGAGCGCCAGGAGCAGCACACGCUUCACCUCCGGGACAAGGGCAGCCGCCAGGACAACGACCUUCCGGGCACGCUCACUGUGCGUCUCAUCACCGCGACCACGCUCACCAACAUCUGAUGCGAUCGUUCACACAUAGAAGUACGAUGAUCAACAUCUCGAGGUGGCGUUUCGGUCGCGAGCCCGUCCGCUCGUAUCCGUCGUUGUAUCCUCCAACGACGACGGGAGCUCACUGUGUCUUUUGUUUUCUGCCGCUUGCGCGCGCUCUUCGUGUCUCUUAUCGUUUCCAUAUCUUCUCUUGCUUCAGCAUUUUUUAAAAAAUUUUUUUAUUUAGCUUUGUUUCCGAAGGCCUUUAACUUAUAUUUCCAGAUAUGUUCUCAAAGGAAGUUUUGAAGGUUUUGUAGCCUUCCAUCAACACCCGAGAUACAAAUUAACUGACUUUUAAGAACAUUCUAAUACAAAUCGGUUCAUCGGUCUGAUCAGAAUCUACAAACUUCUUAUUUUCUCCCUGCAUAUUGUUAAAUCCGAACACAUACGCACACUCGUACAUGCACACACAGUACACAUGCAGACACGUCUGCACUCUCCAUGCAUGUGCCAACGUUUCCAAGGGCUAUGCAUUGCCUUAAGGUUGAGUCUGCCUCUCCACCUUGAGGAGGGAUCCUGUUAAAUACUCUUCUCCAUCAGCUGUCCUCAUGAGUUAGAACAGCCUCCAUUUCCGUCCUCGCUUGUUUCUCAUUUCUAUUCCCUAUAUAUUAACAUAACGUAUACUCUUUUAUAGCUGUGGAUAAUAGUCCCACCCAGUCAUCCCACCCAGACACCUCAAGUCUUCACGAGUUUGCCGGAGCUUUGGAGAGCAUGCAGCACAGUCACUUUUUACUGUGGACUUUACAAAGGAAAGCCAACAGCAGCUACUCUCUCCCUCUUUUAUUGAGAGCUUUUCUGUGUUGUUCUGUGAGCGCGCUCAUGUGUGAAAUCUUGCCUCCCGUCUUCCAUCUUUUGAACCCAUUUCAAACUCCCCGAGACGCUUUCUGCCGGUUGCUAUGGACGAUCUCAAAACUGCAUGGCUUAAAAAAAAACAACAACUAAAAACUAGACUCUUUGCCUGUGCUCUCUGGUCUCUCCGGUCGUAGCUUAGCAGCCGGUGCUUUUGAUAGUGCUAACCUUCCCUCUUUGACCCCCCGACCCUCAUGUGUACGUCUUCUCAAUCCAGCGGAGUGCAAAGAUUCACUCUGACAUAAUCAAGUGCUUUAUGGGACCAAAGAUGAGCCUCCGCUCUCUUAGUCCCUCUCGGACCGCCCUGGCCUGGCCUGGCCUAAGCCUAGCUACGAACCACCACCCCCUGUGCCACAUCAUCUCUUAACGGCAACACCACUGCCUGACGCUUCCUCUGGCUUGAGUCUUUUGGCCCGGGCCUAAGACUCCAGCCACGUGACCCCCGAAGACAGCAGCCGUGCUUCUGCUGUUGGCACAGAG